GCCGCCAGCCAGGGGAGGGGUGGCCACAGCAGCGAGUGACAGCCAGUCCACAUGGCUGGGGACACCGGGAUGGCCGGGAAGGUGGCCCUGCUCCUGUGGGGCACCCAGACCACCCAGCUCCUCGUGGAACCCCCCUGGAGGCCGCCAGUGCUGUGGGACCGGGUGACACUGACCUGCCAGGGCUUGGGGACCGCCGGUGCCACCACCUGGUACAAGGACGGGCGGCGCUGGUGGCAGGAGAGACACGACCGCCUCAGUGUCACAGAGAAUGACAUCUACACAUGUGACAGACCUGGCAGUGGGCUCAGCCCCCCUGUGACAGUCUUAGAUGAUGAUCUGGUGCUGCAGGUGCCAGCACGGGCGCUGCUGGAGGGGGACACGGUGACACUGCGCUGCCGGGGCCGGUGGAACAGCCCGGUCACCAAGGUGCGAUUUUUCAAGGAUGAGAAUAAUCUGACGAGGUCCCUGAAUGUGACCGAGCUGUCCCUGUCCCCCCUCCAGCUGAACCACAGUGGCAGCUACCGCUGCAAGGGCUGGGUGAGGUCCUGGCCGUCAGGCUCAGCAGCAGUGACAGUGACAGUGCACGGUGAGCACCCCCACGGCUGGAACUCCCAUCUCCUGACAGCCCCAAAGCCACUUCCCAGUGCACUCUGAGUCACAGUCCUCACCUCCCCUCUCCUUCCCUGAACUCUUUCUGGUGCCAGUGCUGGAGGGUCACUCAAACCCACCACGGGGGUCCCCCCUGACUCUCAGCUGCCUCAGCACCCCCAGCCCCCUGCAGCUCCAAGCCUCUCUCCUGCACUCCCCCUCCUGUUCUACCGGGACAGGCAGGUGGUGGGGGGCCCGCAGGGGUCCCUGCAGCUGCUGGCGCCUGCCGUGGGGGUCUCCCACUCAGGGAAUUACAGCUGCCAGGUGUGCUCCGAGGAGGGGAGGGCUGUGCAGAAGAGCAGCACCCGGCUCUGUGUCAUGGUAUGCAGUGAGUGUGGGGAUGGGCAUGGGGAGUCCCCAUUGCCUCCUCGGGUCCCCUGCCUGGGGACCUCCAUGUCCCCCUGACACAUUUCUUGGGUCUCCUCUGCUCUGCCCUGUGUCCCCUCACCCCUCUCUGGUGUGACCCCAUCCCCGAAAA
Messenger RNA from Serinus canaria (Common canary), 1126 nucleotides. RefSeq names its product low affinity immunoglobulin gamma Fc region receptor II-like. Gene Ontology annotation, biological process: cell surface receptor signaling pathway. The transcript is spliced from 3 exons. Lineage: Eukaryota; Metazoa; Chordata; Aves; Passeriformes; Fringillidae. The record is from RefSeq and is a predicted model, not a curated record. The coding region runs from base 52 to 654 and encodes 200 amino acids. Gene Ontology annotation, molecular function: transmembrane signaling receptor activity.